AUUCAAAUGUAUUUGAUUUAUUUAAACUGUUUUGUAUAAAUUGUUCAAUUGUUAUCUUCUUUUUGAACCUUUUUGAAAUUUGAUCUAUUUGUUUGUUUUGAUAUCACAUCAGCGUUUGGUGUUUUUUUUCCAAACUUUGCACGCUUGAUUGUCAGUCUUCAUGAUGCAGUUGAUGCUAAACAUCUAUACAUUUUACGCCGUGUUUGAUCUUGUAAGGCAAUACUGUGUUCUUUGUGACGGUGCUGCAGUCUCGCAGAAUGAGACACUUUCAACAGGGUCAUUGGAAAGGCUGAAGUCGCUCUUUAUUUUGCUCUUGAUGUAUUUUCCCUAUAUAUUUGAUGUUUCUAUAUUUGAAAUAAAUUAUAAUUAAACAUUCCUACAAAGCGCCUCUUGUCUUGUCAGUGUUCGCAAACCGCGUCGUGGCGGCGCUAUCGGGCGCGUUCUUCUUCUGUUGUUUAAAAUGGAGGCUGGAAAACCAGCUAUUUUCUAGCCGACCACUGUUACCAAGGAAGUAGACGAGCGAUUUCUUCCGGAUUAAGAGUCGAAAGGAAAGCUUUCCCACGUGUGGCGAAUGUGUGAAGGCUGAUCCAGAAUCAGAGAAAAAUCAACAAACAGAACCAAUGAAAAGCAACUCAAGGAUGCAAAAAGCAUGAACAAAAGUUUUUGAGAAGUUAGCUGACAAAAGUUGACAGUUUUACCUAACUCAGGAGAACAUGGCAGUUGAUGGUGCAACUAAAGAGAAGAAGAAAAAGAAGAAGAUAAGGGUGGAGGAAGAUGCAGGAAACACAAAUGUGGUGCAGUGUCAUGAUGUGUCCGUCCAGACUGGUGUGAAAAAAGAACCGUUAGAAGUAAACACUAGAGAUGAGGAGAAGAAGAAGAAGAAAAAGAAAGUAAAGGAGGAGGUGGAAGCAAUCCCCGUGACGGUGAGUUACGAUGCGUCCGUCCAGACUACCGUCAAAGCUGAACUCUCAGAAACCAAUAUCAGUGAUGCUCCUGAAAAGACAAUAAAGAAGAAAAAGAGGAAGAUGAAGGAAGAGCCAGAACCGCUGCAGGAGAUCAUCAGCGAGGAUGGAGAGUGUUUAGUGUCCAAGAAGAAGAAAGCCAAGAAAAAAGGAUGUACAGAUGAGGUGGAAGGUAUGAAAAAUAAAAAGAUGAAAAAGAAAGUGGAGGUCAAAGAAGAAGAAGAAGAGGUUGAUUUUGGACACGGUGUGGAGACGGUGGAAAAGAAAAAGAAGAAAAAGAGAAAAAAUGAACAAGAGCUAAACACAGAAUUGGAGGAUGGAGAGACAAAGAAGAAAAGAAAAAAGAAAGAAGCAGACGAAUGCAAAGAGGAAAAGGUGAAGAAGAAGAAGAAGAAGAAAAAACCUUCUGCGGAUGACAUCAGCUCAAAUGAAAAGCCGGAGAAGAAGAGCAAGAAGCAGAAGAAGAACUUUAAAGCUGUGGAUGAAGGUGAGAGUCAUCCUCACGCGAACGGAGGACACGUCAGCUCGCCGGACAAGAAGACGAAACGGAAAGAAAAGGCUGAUGAUGUCAUUGAGAAGGUGGAGGCGGGAAAGAAGGGCGGGGAAGAAGAUGGAAACAAGACGCUGGAGGAAGUUAAGAAGCAGAGGGCGAGUAGAGCGGCUAUCGUGUUCCUGUCGGCAAAGCCUGGGAAUCAGGAUGAAGUUUCAAUAGAUCAGGAGCGCCGUCUCGCCCUACAGAGGGACGUUGAUAAGGAAUCUCAGCCGAAGCCGAAUCUUGGCCAGUGGGGCACGGUGCGGUUCGACAGCUCUGACAGACAAGAAAAGUUCCUGCGCUUGAUGGGCGGCUUUAAAAAGAGCAGCCAGCCGGUCGCCGGAUCCUCCGGCUCGGCCAACAUGGCGCUGGGGAAAGAAGGCCAACAGACUUUGCAGCAAGGCCUUCUGGGAGAGUUUGAGCGCGCUCAGAGCCGACAUAUGAACUUCAAAAUUAAAGGAGCCGGAUUGGGGUUCACAGCGCCGUCCAAUAAGAAGUUUACGAUCGAUACUAAUGCACGGAACUCGAUUCGAUUCGAUGACUGAGAGUUUACCUGAAAGUGAACGCUUUACUCACCCUCAAGUCGUUUACAAACCCAUGUGCUCGUGCUCCAGAAAGGAAUAAAAAACAAUGGAAAAAUUGUCUAUACAAUACAUGUUUGAAAUGAGAGGAUGGUGAGUAAAUGAUGACAAAAUGUUCAUUUCUAGACUAAUCCUUUUUCUUUAAUGUGUGAAUCAGAAUGGGUUUAUGUUUUACUGGUGCAUUUUUGGAACAGAAGAACACUGCCCCCCCCCCAAAAAAAGUAUUUGAUAGAUUUAAUUGAUUUUUUUUAAAUAUUUUUUUCCCUAAGAGGUGUUGUACUCAGGUGAAAUAUCAGGAGAUGGAUUUGAGUUCAUCGUGGAUUUGCUCAAGAAAAGAUUCUAUAAGAAACGGACAUCAGAAAAGACUGAAUAAAGACACUGGAUUAGAGCUGUCAUGGUGGUUAUAUGAUAGUUAUCAUUAUUGUCAUUGCAUUAUUGAUGUUUUUUUUUAGAUUUAUAAGGAGUGUUUAUAAUUCUUCUGUCAUUUCACAGACACUUUUAUAGUCAAGAUGUUAAAGUUUGGGGUCUUUAGGAUAUUAUUCUCACCAAGGCUGCAUUUAU
Messenger RNA from Megalobrama amblycephala (Wuchang bream), 2636 nucleotides. RefSeq names its product lysine-rich nucleolar protein 1 (gene knop1). The transcript is spliced from 5 exons. The record is from RefSeq and is a predicted model, not a curated record. NCBI's taxonomy places the organism in Eukaryota, Metazoa, Chordata, Actinopteri, Cypriniformes, Xenocyprididae. The coding region runs from base 714 to 2039 and encodes 441 amino acids.